UUGACAAUAAAACCCUAGUACUAAAACCCUGCGUUCUUGAAGUUUAGGUGUGGGAACCCUAAUUUUGUCGAGGUAGAUUGGAGGAUCUGCAAUAUCUGAGUUUCUGGUUUAUCAAUGGCGAAAAAGCGAAAGACUGCCUCCAAGCCUGAACCAGUAGUUAAACAGGAAGAACCCAUCUUUGAAGAAGAGGUGGAGCCAAAACCAGAGACGAAAGAAGCAGAAGAAUCGGGUUCAGAGUCUGAGUCAUCUGAUUCUGAAUCUGAAGAAUCAGAAGAGUCUGAUUCAGAAUCAGAGGAGAAAGAAGAAUCAUCUGAAUCGGAAGAGGAAGAAAAGAAAGGGAAGAAGAUUGAUAGAGAGAAGGUGAAGAAGCUCCUUGAGCCCUUUGGGAAAGACCAAUUGGUUGACAUCUUGAGAGAAAUCUCAGUGAAGAAUCCAUCUUUCAUCUCCAAGAUCAACAAAGCGGCAGAGCACGACCCCUCUCAUCGAAAGAUCUUUGUUCAUGGCCUUGGUUGGGAUGCCACGAAUGAAGCUCUAAUUUCGAUUUUCAAAAAGUUUGGAACCAUUGAAGAUUGCAAAGUGGUCUCUGACAAGCUCACUGGUCGAGCAAAAGGCUAUGGAUUCAUCCUCUUCAAACACAGGUCUGGAGCUCGAAAAGCCCUAAAACAACCACAGAAAAAGAUAGGUAAUCGACUAACUUCAUGCCAGUUAGCUUCUGCUGGUCCAGUUCCAACGCAACAUCCAGGUCCUGAUUUAACAGGCAAAAAAAUCUAUGUGAGCAAUGUAGCAUCUGAUAUAACCCCACAAAAACUCUAUGCUUUUUUCUCAAGAUUUGGUGAAAUAGAGGAAGGGCCAUUGGGAUUAGACAAAGUCACUGGAAAACCGCGCGGGUUUGCCAUUUUUGUUUACAAAUCACCUGAAAGUGUGAAGAAGGUAUUGGAAGAGCCAUUCAAGAAUUUUGAGGGCCAUAAUUUGCAUUGCCAAAAGGCAGUAGAAGGGAUGAAAUUAAUCAAAGCGGGGCCCAAUAUGGCGCUGAAUUCCGGUGUGGGGCCCUCUCUCAAUGCCCUUUUGGCAGCGGGCCAGGGUCCGGGCAUGCGGAUCCCACCUGUUCUGAAUCCAAGUGGGGUUGGGGUUUCACCUGUGGUUAACCCAAGUGGGAUAACUGGGGUCUCCCCUUCUUUGAACCAGGGGGUUUCAGGGGUUAAUUUGGCAAAUGCUGGUUCAUUUGGUUCUUCAGGUUUGAGUGGUUAUGGAGCUCAACACCAGCAAGGACUUAGUGGGAUCAAUAGUGUGAACCCCAGUGUUGUUGGGAAUUAUGGGUCUCAGGCUGCUCUUCAAGGGUUGGGUGCUUAUCAGAACCCACAAGUGGGUGCUCAGGCCUCGGCUGUCAGGUCUCAGGGUAUGGGGCCAUUGGGUGGAUUGACUUCGUAUCCUGGUUAUUAGGUUGAGAAAUCUCAGUGGCCAUGUUGGACAUCUAUGCCCACAGGAUAAAGGAUCUUUCCCCAGGUUUUGUCUAUCUAAAGAAAGGAAAGGGAAGACUUCUGAAUGUUUGCUAAUUAGUUAUAACUUGUAAGAAAUUGAAGAGAUUUCUAUUGAUCUAGACUGCCAUAUGGUGAAUUGUGACUUUUGUUCCAA
This is a messenger RNA of Amborella trichopoda, 1632 nucleotides long. RefSeq names its product RNA-binding protein P. The record is from RefSeq and is a predicted model, not a curated record. Gene Ontology annotation, molecular function: RNA binding. NCBI's taxonomy places the organism in Eukaryota, Viridiplantae, Streptophyta, Magnoliopsida, Amborellales, Amborellaceae.